Molecule: messenger RNA, 1197 nt
Organism: Blumeria graminis f. sp. triticale
Lineage: Eukaryota; Fungi; Ascomycota; Leotiomycetes; Helotiales; Erysiphaceae
Source: the annotation of a GenBank genome assembly
AUGUCCGCCUCAGUGUAUAUUGUAUCUGCGAUUAGAACACCCAUAGGUUCUUUUCUCGGAUCUCUCUCGAGUCUAAGUGCUACCCAAUUGGGAGGGAUUGCAAUUAAAGCCGCUGUGGAGGCUGUUCCAGAAAUCAACCCUGAAGACGUCGAAGAAGUAUUUUUUGGAAAUGUUCUGUCGGCAAAUCUUGGUCAAAAUCCUUCCCGCCAGUGUGCUAUAGCAGGUGGUUUAUCUGAAUCGACUGUUUGUACUACUGUAAACAAAGUUUGCGCUUCUGGACUAAAAGCCAUUAUACUAGGAGCCCAGACAAUUUUAACCGGGAACGCUGAAAUUGUAGUGGCAGGUGGAACAGAAUCAAUGUCAAACGUACCCCAUUAUCUUCCAACCCUUCGACAAGGUACAAAAUAUGGUGAUCAAACCUUAGUUGAUGGAGUAUUAAAAGACGGCCUCACUGAUGCUUAUGCACGGAAAGAUCACAUGGGGAUAUUCGGAGAGGAGUGUGCUGCAGAGUAUCACAUAACUAGAGAGGAGCAAGAUGAGUAUGCUAUUAAGUCAUAUCAGAAAGCCCAAAGGGCAACUGAAGUAGGAAAUUUCAAGUCUGAAAUUGUUUCAGUCGAAGUAAGUGGAGGGAGAGGUAAGCCGAACAGAAUUAUUGAAAAAGAUGAUGAGGUUGGGAAUUUAAACGUGGAAAAACUCAAGGCUGUGCGGCCUGCUUUCCUACAAAGUUCAGGAACUAUUACAGCACCCAAUGCAGCACCAAUCAAUGACGGUGCAUGUGCUUUGGUUCUCGUCUCAGAGCUAAAGCUGAAAGAAUUAGGGCUGAAGGCUUUGGCUAGAAUCCGAGGAUGGGGCGAUGCUGCUCAUGCCCCCAAUAAAUUCACGACGGCUCCAGCGCUUGCUAUUCCAAAGGCACUCAAGCAUGCAAAAAUUAAUGCUUCCCAAGUUGACUACUACGAAAUUAACGAGGCGUUUUCGGUAGUGGCUUUGGCAAAUAUAAAGCUUCUUGAACUUGAUCCAUCUCGGGUAAACAUACACGGAGGUGCUGUUGCUAUCGGCCAUCCACUGGGUUGUUCAGGAGCACGGAUUGUAACGACUCUAAUAAAUGUGUUGCGGGAGCAGAAGUCUAAGAUAGGCGUCGCCGGUAUAUGUAAUGGCGGUGGUGGUGCAUCUGCAAUAGUCAUUGAGUCGUUAACUUAA